GGACCUACAAGAAGACUUACAGUUAAGAGUGCAUUUACUAGCGCUUCUGUACAAGAUCAGAUUAUUCGCUCGUCAUGUCAUAUACUUCAUAUCAGUGCAUUUUGCUUUUCAUCUGGGGUUUACAGCCGACACUGCACGAAAAUCUGAGUGAUCAAUUGGAUGGACGGUUGCAUUAACGUGAGGGAGAAAAAAAUUAGCCUCUGGAUUUCAAUACGAUGCUUUUAAUGGAAGAAUACUGUUACAGAAGAAAUAAUAGGCUGCGGUCAGCAGAUGAACAUCAUUAUGCUGUUGAAGCCAAGAAAAUUAAACAACAUACUUAAUAAGAGAAAAGAACAUCAAUAAAAGCUGGAACUGAACAGACAGUUUUUUUUUUAAUAUAUUUACUCUUUUGAAUAUCAAAAUAGAUUAUAUUCAGCUUUUUAUUCUCCACCACCUAUUUAUUUCCGCCUCAUCACAUCUUCUGUGUAAAUACUCACAUCAAGAGGACUAAUCAUGCAGGAAAAUGUGAGCUCCAGAAUGGACACCCCCACUAACAUCUCCCUGGUGGGGUCUGGGGAUGCUGUGUCCGAGUCCCUGGAGUAUAAGACGGUAUCUGUGUUCCUGGUGCUGCUGGUGUGUGGCGUGGGCAUAGUGGGAAACGUCAUGGUCGUGCUGGUGGUUCUUACCACACGGCACAUGCGUACACCCACCAACUGCUAUCUGGUGAGCUUGGCCGUGGCCGACCUGAUGGUCUUGGUGGCCGCGGGUCUGCCCAAUAUCUCAGAGAGCUUGAUGGCCACCUGGGUGUAUGGGCAUGCUGGGUGCCUGGGCAUCACCUACUUCCAGUACCUUGGCAUUAAUGCAUCCUCCUGUUCAAUUACAGCCUUCACUGUGGAGAGAUACAUCGCUAUUUGUCACCCAAUGAGGGCUCAAACGGUCUGUACGGUAUCCCGAGCCAAACGCAUCAUUGCCGGAGUGUGGGCUUUCACCUGUGUAUACUGUAUGCUCUGGCUGUUCCUGGUGGACAUCCAGGUGAACCCUGACGGCCGUGUUCAGUGCGGCUACCGUGUCUCUCGAGACCUCUACCUGCCCAUCUACCUGAUCGACUUCGCCAUCUUCUACGUGAUCCCGCUGCUCCUGGCCAUCGCUCUUUACGGUCUCAUCGCCCGAAUCCUUUACCUCAAUCCUCUGCCCCACCCACCAGACUCAGGUACCAUUAUCGCCCCCACUCUCAGGAGGAGCUGCAAAGAACCAGCGGACGCCGGAAAAGCAGGUCGCCAGGGACGCCCAAAGAGCGCUCUUUCUUCCCGGAAACAGGUCACUAAAAUGCUCGCAGUGGUGGUUGUGCUCUUCGCCCUGCUGUGGAUGCCAUACAGGACCCUGGUUCUUAUUAACUCCUUCGUGAGCACGCCAUACCUGGAUGCCUGGUUCCUGCUCUUCUGCAGAACCUGCAUUUACGCUAACAGUGCGAUCAACCCUGUCGUUUACAACCUGAUGUCCCAGAAGUUUCGCUCAGCUUUCCGUGGGCUGUACCGCUGCCAUAGGGAAGACGUGCAUCAGCGGACGCUCUCCAUGCUCCAGAGCGGAUACAACCUUGGAAGGGACUCCCGAGUUUGCAGCAACACCAACGGCACACCUAGGAAAACCAGUUCAGUCACUCCUGAGCAGAAACAAAACAAAGGCAUGGUGAACGACAAGGAAAAUAAAGACAAGCUAAUUAGUGAUGGUGUAAAAAAUGAGAUUGAGCCGAGCAUCAAGAAAAACGCAGUUAAAAACUGCAAUGUAGAUGAACUGAAAAGCUCAGCUGACAAAGAGAUGCCUACAGUUGAGAAUGUGGACAUGAGCAAGAUUAAUGAUAAUGGGAAAAUAAUGGAGGAAAGCGAUAAUACCGCUCAGGGUAUUAUCGCUGUCAUGAGCAACACAGAGCAGACACAGCUAGAUGCCGAUGAAUUCAAAUCUACUGUGGGGGAAGCCGAACAGAAUGACACAGAGUUAAAUCACAGCAUUGUAUAGAUCGCUCCACUUUAUACUGUAUAUAUUUCAUUGAAGUGGCAUGGUUGAUCGGUUGUUUAUUUUAAAGCCAUAUCUUGGGUUUCAAAACUUGUAUUUACAGGCGUCAUCCUCACUCUUCAGUGGAUGACUGGAGCCACUCUCUCCUCAUAAUUUACAAGUGGAACCAUUUGGCUGUCAGCACCAGAAUCCCAUGCCUCCUAGUGCUAGAGCUUCAGCUAGGACUGACUGAUUUGUUACAAAACAUAUUAUUUUGAAGAAACAUUUAACAUCUCAUAUUGCUGCUGCUUAAGCGAAUAGACAUUGAAACAGCACCCAAUGACUCUUGAGGAUGAAAUAACCUACAGAACCUUUAAAUGGCAUCAUACACUGAAGAACUGGGGAUUACAGACCACCAGGCUUUCAAGACAUAUUAAAGAAAACAUGCAGAAACAUAUACGCUUCAUUGCUAGGAGAUGCGUGACAAAUGAAAGCAAUGUGUGCUCUAAAAUCAGUUUAAAAUAUUGAAUAUUUUUGACAUCUUUCGAUGGAACUAUUGCUAAUUCUUCCAGACUGCAAGUCAGAGCAAAUAUCUGAGAAUAAAAUAAUGUAGUGUAUUCCAAUAAAUUCAAACUGGGGUUUUCCUUAAAGGGAAAGUUCACUCACCAUCAUGCUGAUCCAAACCUGUAUGACUUUCUUACUUAUGCGGAACACAAAAGAAGAUAUUCUGAAGAAUGUUUCAUUCAAUUUUAUUAGACCCAGUUGAGUUUCCUAGUAAAGUUUCCUAUAAAAAAAAUCUGCUUCCAAUAUAAAUGAUUAUUGUUGCAAUGGAAAUUCAUCCUAUUGAUAUUCUAAAUGUAUCUCAUUGGUCUUAUUGUGAAUGAUUCAUCCAUGCAUGUUUGUUUAUUUAUAUAUUUAUUUUAUUUCAUUUUACCUUUUACGUUUUUCACCAAAAUGUGGAACUGGAUCUUCCCGUGACACGACAAACUUCUACAAUCAUUUAGUCUGCUUAAGCCCCGCCCCUUUGUUCUGUUUUCAUUCCAUCAGCAACCGAUGAAUAGAACCAAGACCUCACCCUUGAGUUUUCUCUUUUUUUGAUAAACUGUUUCAUCCAGAUAUAAAUCACAAUACAGAAGAAAAUAUCUAUCAAUACUUCCAUUACGUCACUUUACAUACAGUUACACUUGAGUCUCCUUUAGAAGAACCAGCUUCUUUCCGUUGACCCAAAAGUGAACUCCAGUCAAGUAAAAACCAACAAAAAAAAGACACACAUAAAACAGUAUGCUUCUUCACUUUACAAACUAAAUAUUUAAAUGAAAUCUCAGCCUUUUAUUAAUCACACAAUGCCAUAUCACAAUUUUGACUUGAAUAGAAUUAACUGUGCAGCCUUAGCUCCAGGAUGUGUCUUGUCUCAACACAAAACUUUUUUACCCACUUUGGGUCUUCAAACUCAGCGGAAUGAGAAACAAACAAGCCUCAUCCUGCUUUCAAAGCACAGACAAAUUAAACCCCUUAAAAACAUUCAGGAUGCUACGGGGCAUAAGAUCCAUUUAAAAUGCUUUUGUCCAACAAUAAGGCCUGAAGCGUCAUGAAACACUUGGGUUUUCCCACAGCCAACAUUUGCCAUCACUGGAUGAAUUCCAUAGUACGUGGAGAUCUAAUGCCUCGCCAUUUGUUCCAGCCCAAAUAAACAGAGCCUGUUCUGUGUGCCCAGAGGUACGUCGGAGCUUUUUAGACCCCAUUUACAACCUAGUGGAAGAUGAGCGAAGCCAGGCAUCCAUUUGUCAGGUGUAGUUAUUCAUCUUUUUAUGUGGAGCGCAAGAAACACCUUCCACGCCGAACAGAGCCGACGGUUUCUGCUGAAGCAAGCAGACAGAUGUAACCAUAAAUCAUCUCUAAACAGAUCAUAUCUUUCCCGGAUGAAGGCGGUGGAGCUGAAGCAUAUUCUCAAAGCACUUUGUUGUUCAGCAAGUGCUAUUUUAUGUGUUUUAAUGCCUCGUAUAUAAUACUCAACAUCGAUGUGAUUAUCUGUUAUAAAUCAUCAUUUUCUGAUGCUGUCAAGACUUUGACAGUCAUUUUCUAGUUGAAAUGUGAACCCUGUGUUGUUAUUUUAGUACGCCAUUAAGUCUAACUGCUCGCUCAAGUGUUUUGUUGUUGCUCUGGAGAAAAAUGCAGCUCUGCACUGAAGCACUGUUUUCAAGAUCAGUUGAAUAUGACAGUUAUGUACCGUGAAUAUGCUUACUACAAAUAUGUUUAUUCAUUUUCUGCGUAUAAUUUGAUGUUUUGGGUUUCUUUCAUCAAUGUAAAGAAGCAUUCGAAAGAACAAAUGUAUAAUACAGUACUUAACCUAUGAGUUCUUAGACUACGCUUGUCUCUUUCUCAUGAUGUUUCACAAUUGUUGAUUGCUGCGGUUUUUAGUCUUGUUUCUGUGCCAGGAGUGGAUUUUCUCUGCAGGCUGAUGCUUCGCUUGGUGUUGCCCGAAGAAGACAUUUCCAAUUUGUGAGCCUAUCGAGCUUUAUUAUUAGCUGCUAUUUAUACAUGAUCUAUUUUGAAAACCAUGGUUGAUAUUGUGUUGGUAUUGCAAUGAAGGAGUGGAUGCCGAUUUGCCAUAUCCUUCAUACUGAUAUUAAUUAUUUUAUUACAUGAUUUCUUGUUUGACUAUUAAUCAAGUUAUAGCAAGAGUGAAAUGUGUAACCUUAUGUGUGCUGUAUUUCUUUUCCUCAAGAUUAAUGUCCACAUAUUAUGUGUGUGUAUCCAACCGUAAUGAUAAGACACUCGCCAGUGCUAGAAAGCCUUGAAUUUUAGAUAAGUUCUCUGUGUACGUGUGUUAGUAUCUGUCUGUACAGGGAGAAGCUCAGACAGUCCCAGGACAAACGAUCAACUGCCAGUGUCCAGCAUAUCAGAUAUACGUCUUUGGAGAGUUUUAUCUAGGUUUUGGAACCAAUCAGAAUUUUGUUGACUCAUGUAUUGACGCAAUUAGUAUCCUCUGUCAGGGUAUAACUGUGGUUGAUUUUGUAUUGUACUGGGGGCGGCCUGCGAACUCCUUCGAGAGUGUUGAAGCUGACUUCUGCUGAUGAAAUUGCAAACUAUUUUCUCCAAGUAAAAUUAUUAUUAUUAAUUGAACUCAUCUCUGAGUCCUGGUCUUCAUUGCGACAUAUCUGGUCCUUGGGUUUUAACUGUAAAUUCCCCUACAGUUAAUGGUGGAGAAUGCGGGCAAUAGUUCUUUGGUGACAUCCCUGAUCAAUCAUCAAACCAAGGUAGGAAAGAUUUUAGAUUUAAUAUUAUUGGUUAGGGACUGUCUGUAAGUGGAGGGGGUCGAGAGAAGGAGGAACGAUAGACUCACUCAGACGUGAGGGGGUAGACACCAGCUCCAGGGUGGAGUAGGUAAAUUGGUGUCACAAUAUACCUGUAAAUAAGUAACCUUGUGAGUAUAAGGGGUUCAAGUACACAUCGGUAGGUCUUGAUAUAAGAUAUUUAGAGAUGUGUACAGUUACAGAGGAACAGGUGCACACCUAUACGUCUUAGAGAGAGACGUAAAAAUUUUGUUUCUAGGUGUGCACAGUCCAGGGGGGGACAAAAACGCAUUCUUAACAGGCAUGUGAACCCGUAAAGGACAGUGCUGGGUCAAAGCACAGAGAGCCGAAAAGCACGAGAGGCCAUAAAGGGCAGUGCAUUUACGGCCGGGUAAGCCAAAGUAGGGGUAUGGGAAAUCCCGAGAAGAAUGUAAGACGCUAGACGGGGGUUCUAGUCGUAUCUCGCUCUUCCAACUCUCGAUCACCCACCAUUACAGACAGGGGCGCCCCGAGCUUAGAAAUAGGCCAGGUCAGUGGUUAGGGAAAAGAGUAUCCAAAAUUAGUGUUUAAAAAUAAAUAGUGAUAAUUCAUAUGUGCACCUAUAAAAAUAUAGGGAUAUAUGCAAAGGGAAAGUAUUGAUUGAUCUGGGAUGCCUCAGGAACAACCCCAAAAGAGCUAAAAUGUAGUUUUCAUGACCCUGAUUGGAUUGGACCAGUAUAUGGAAAUUCUGGAAUAUACUUUGCAAUUUCAUCACGCGGAAGUCAAGUGCUGUUGGUAAGAUCGCCGCCUCAAUAUGUUUUUGGUUUAUGAUAGAAAUAUGACUGACAAAUUAGGUAACCUGGUCAGCCCUGAUAGAAAUAAUGAAACAGAAGAGAGCAAAUGCUGUAAACAGUUUGGCUCUGAAGCUCUGACUUUAAAAAAAUAUAUAUAUUCUCUGAAUUCAUUUAAAGAAUGAUCAGUCUGAGCUUUAAUUCUGAUUGUAAUGUUAAAACAAAAACUUGAUUGGCUUUAAACUUAGAAAGAACCUGAGAAAUAAACAUUUAUAAAUGUAUGUGCCGAUUUGUUAAAAAUAAUCCCAGAAGUAACUGAGUGAUGAUUUAAUCUGAUUCUCUGUGCAUAGAAGGUUUAAAUGACAAAGAAUGAUAUCAUAAGACCUGUUCCAGUUCCUAUAUAAUUGUUGAAAGUCCUGACAAGGAAUACUGAACAGAAUUCUGGGUUAGUGAAAAAAAAAAAAACUGUAGGCACACAAAUUGGCAGUGGCAUUUUGGAAAAACUUAGAAGCUUAUGUUUUGUUAAAAAAGAUAAAAUUACUUUGACUACAAUGAAGCCGUUGUUUUAUCUCAUGCUGGCCCCCACCAUGACUCUGGCUUAAGCUUUGAAAGUACCAGAGACAUGUUCUGAGUAAAAAAAAAAAAAAAUGUAAUUUCUAUAUUUACUAA
Carassius gibelio (silver crucian carp) is the source of this 6700-nucleotide messenger RNA. Its product is annotated as thyrotropin-releasing hormone receptor-like. Lineage: Eukaryota; Metazoa; Chordata; Actinopteri; Cypriniformes; Cyprinidae. Gene Ontology annotation, molecular function: thyrotropin-releasing hormone receptor activity. Bases 493 to 1992 code for a protein of 499 amino acids. The transcript has 4 exons. The record is from RefSeq and is a predicted model, not a curated record. Gene Ontology annotation, biological process: phospholipase C-activating G protein-coupled receptor signaling pathway. Gene Ontology annotation, cellular component: membrane.